GCACCGAUCGAUCACUACACCUUCACUUUCUCUUCUCAUCAUCUAUAUCACGAUCGAUCACAAAGAGGUUAACAGUAACACAUGGGGUUCGGCUCGAGGGAGAUGGCCUGCGCGCUCGUGGCGCUGGUGCUCGGGCUCUGCUGCGUCGGCGGCGCACGGGCGACGGGGAGGAUCGACGAGGGGCUGGAGGUGAUGUGGGGCGACGGCCGGGGGAGCGUCUCGCCGGACGGGCAGGUGAUGGCGCUGUCGCUCGACCACACCUCCGGCUCCGGGUGGAGGUCCAAGAACACGUACCUGUUCGCGCGCGUCGACCUGCAGAUCAAGCUCGUCGCCAACAACUCCGCCGGCACGGUCACCACCUGCUACUUCAUGUCGGAAGGGGAGUGGGAUAUCCACGAUGAGGUGGACCUGGAGUUCCUCGGCAACGUCACCGGGCAGCCGUACACGCUGCACACCAACGUCUUCGCCAAUGGCACCGGCGGCAAAGAGCAGCAGUUCCACCUCUGGUUCGACCCCACCACCGACUUCCACACCUACUCCAUCGUCUGGACCUCGCAGCACAUCCUUGUGCUGGUGGACGGGACGCCGAUCCGGGAGAUGAAGAACCACGCGGACAAGGGGAUCGCCUACCCGUCGUCGCAGCGGAUGCGGCUGUACGGGAGCCUGUGGAACGCCGACGACUGGGCCACGCAGGGCGGGCGCGUCAAGACGGACUGGUCGCAGGCGCCGUUCGUCGCGCGGUACCGCAACUUCACCGCCACGGAAGCCGCGUCGUCGUCGUCGCCGGCAGGGUACGACCAGCAGAUGGACGCCACGGCGCAGCAGGCGAUGAAGUGGGCGCGCGACAACUACAUGGUGUACGACUACUGCGCCGACAGCAAGCGGUUCCCGCAGGGCUUCCCGCCCGAGUGCUCCAUGCCGUAGAGUGGAGUGGAGACGCGCCAAAGCCUCGGUGCACUUUGAUGAACGCGGACUCGAUCGAACUCACGCAGGGCACGCAUUGACCUCGUUUUUUUAUUUUUACUUCUCUUGAUUGAAUUGAUUCAUUCUUUCUAUGUAAAGUAGAUAUAUAUAUAUAUAUAUAUAUAUAUAUAUAUAUAUAUGUAUAUGUAUGCACGAAAGAUUUAAAGAAUGGAGUGUGAAAGAAAAAAUAUGUUUGCAUUGCAA
This is a messenger RNA of Oryza sativa Japonica Group (Japanese rice), 1167 nucleotides long. RefSeq names its product xyloglucan endotransglucosylase/hydrolase protein 24. Gene Ontology annotation, molecular function: hydrolase activity, hydrolyzing O-glycosyl compounds; xyloglucan:xyloglucosyl transferase activity. Lineage: Eukaryota; Viridiplantae; Streptophyta; Magnoliopsida; Poales; Poaceae. Gene Ontology annotation, biological process: xyloglucan metabolic process; cell wall biogenesis. Gene Ontology annotation, cellular component: apoplast; cell wall. The record is from RefSeq and is a predicted model, not a curated record.